Molecule: messenger RNA, 294 nt
Organism: Vicia faba (fava bean)
Lineage: Eukaryota; Viridiplantae; Streptophyta; Magnoliopsida; Fabales; Fabaceae
Source: the annotation of a GenBank genome assembly
AUGUUCGUAGGAGAUGAACAGAACGAAGCUUCAAUAAGACCUAACGAAAUUACUGCUCCUGUUUAUAUUGCAGAAUUGUCACCAUCGGAAAUAAGGGGAGCACUAGUUACCACAAAUGUGCUUAUGAUAACUGGUGGAGUGUUUGUUUCUUAUCUAGUAAAUCUUGUUUUUGCAAAUGUCCCUGGGACAUGGCGAUGGAUGCUGGGAGUAUCAGGUGUGCCAGCAGCAACUCAGUUUUUUCUCAUGCUCUUGCUGCCUGAAUCUCCCAGAUGGCUCUUCAUAAAUAGAAAAUGA